AUGGGCCAGAGACAUAACCGACGCCGAACACGCCCUCGACAUCACUCCAGUCAAGAACCAUCAGUCAAUCAAGUUGCGAGCUUACCGGCAAUUGCAUCGCCUGUCUUGAGCCAUCCGAGUCCAUACGCCCGACCAUCAGUUGCAUGCAAUUCACCUGGAUCUCCGGCGCCAGCGACCCUCGCCCCUACCUGGCAAUAUGGGUAUACCGCAUGGCAGAUCCGUGAAGCCCCUCAACAGAAAACUGGUGGAACCGAGGCUGCCCAGUACCGUCUCUUUGGCGGCGAGCCGGGCGACGAUCUGAGUCUCUGCUAUCGUAUGCUGGAGUACUUCGGUGGACUCGACUUUAUCGACUCGAGACAAGACUGCACUCUUGGAGAUUGA
This is a messenger RNA of Penicillium maclennaniae, 381 nucleotides long. RefSeq lists its product as uncharacterized. Lineage: Eukaryota; Fungi; Ascomycota; Eurotiomycetes; Eurotiales; Aspergillaceae. Bases 1 to 381 code for a protein of 126 amino acids. The transcript is spliced from 2 exons. The record is from RefSeq and is a predicted model, not a curated record.